UAAUCGCAGUUAGCUACAGUUAUCUAGUAAUAUAGUCUAAAAACUCGCCAAAUAUAAUUUCCUCAAUAUAACUACAUAACCGUAUUAAUUGUGUGGUUUGUACUGCGUGUUAAAAUUGAAGGUAACCGUACAUUUUACAGAUAAGAGUCAGAAAAUGGAUUUUAUAUUUGAAGACCUGCAAUCCACUUCGCAUACUACUCCCAAGAAAGGGAUGGAAAACUCACAAAGGACAGAAGACGUUGAUUGUGAUCAAUCAAGAGGGGAAUCUUCAAGUAUGAGCAUUCAAGAGCAGCAUGGCAGCUCAAGCAUAGAUGACAUCAGCAGAAAAGCGCAGGAACUGGUAGAAAAGAUUAACCACAGCAGAACCAGAGACCAGGAUGUGAUGGACAGCUUUCAGGAGAAGCUAGUGGAGAAGGUGACAGGGAUAUGCCAGCAAAUGAAGGAGCACAUGUACACAGUCUAUGAGGAAAACAGUGAUGAGAUGCAGGUGAAGCUGCAGGAGCUGUCAGAGGUGCUGGAGAGUUGUACUAAGCUCAACCAUGAGCUCCAAGAGGCCACUCGAGCCCUGACAUGUCUCAGAGAAGGCCUGGCCAUUAGCCAUGCAUCCGAACCGUGACAUACUAGUUAUCAUCUGUUCGAUAAGUCUGUUCUGACCUAGUUAUUCUGAACGUGUUCUUUUGUUUAUUAUACUGAAAAUUCAAAUUAGCUUAUAUGUGCAAAAUAUGGAGUUUAAAUAGUUUUGGUUCUCUUUUUGGGUUUGUCUUCUUCUUCCUAGAAGCUGUUGUUGGUUUUAGGACAGUCAUUGAGGUCAAACCUUAUGACUGGUGAAAAAAAAAAAAAAGAAUCCAUGUUGUUUUUAUUGUUCUUGUAGCAACUUGUUGAUUCAAUAAAUAAUAUAAGCACAAAGGUGGACAAUAUAAA
Molecule: messenger RNA, 921 nt
Organism: Mugil cephalus (flathead mullet)
Lineage: Eukaryota; Metazoa; Chordata; Actinopteri; Mugiliformes; Mugilidae
Gene: syce2
Product: synaptonemal complex central element protein 2
Exons: 5
Coding region: 155-616 (153 amino acids)
Biological process (GO): synaptonemal complex assembly
Cellular component (GO): central element
Source: RefSeq, a predicted model, not a curated record